UGUGUAAGUUGCCUUUUGUUUUUUUCUCUUUACGGAAACCGACUUCAGAAAGGUCAGAAAGUCAAAGUAUGCUGGGAGUGACUUUCUUCGAUGUAUAAGCGUGUUGUUAUAUACAGACUGCAUGAUGCUCUGACUUCGUUUUUUUUUUUUUUUUAACGCUGUGCCAUAUGGCUUCCCUCAUAUCAUCAGAGCGUCUUUUGCACAGAUUUUUCUUCCUCCCUCCUUCCCUCCAUGUGUUCACCUCUCCUCGCCCUCUCUCAGCUCCUCUCGGUGGGAUGAUGAGGCGUAUGCGCAGUCGCUCCAGGACAAUCUGUCUGUCCUUGGCCUUCGUCGCCGUUUUCCUCUACCUCCUGCUGGCGCUUGUCUCUCUUCCCAUUCACCACCAGCCCUGCGACCCCCUACUGCCGCCGAGGACACAUGUCCUGCGAGACCUGACGCGCGCCAGCUACACUUCUGUGGGGCUGAGUGGUCCGACCGAUGCCACACAUGGAGAUUCUUCCAAUAAGGGUGCCAACAAGGGUGCCAAAGGCCAUGUGCGAGCACUCUCGGACGGGCUCUUAUCAGCGACAGAGGGUAAAAUGAACAUGCCGGGCGGUGAGCAUCGUCACGGCACCGACCGGGCAGAAUCUGUGGCGUCUGGGCAGUCGAAGCUGGAAGCGUUGUUUGACCAUCCUCUUUACAACAUGCCCAGCCCUCCUAUCCCAGAGGAAGACUGGCUGCUGAAAGUGAAACCGAAGAUCAAGGCGAGCGAGAAGAGCUCCCAGAUGUGGGUGAGUGCUAGCAAGGAAGGCUACGAGGAUGUCCAGUGGAACAGCAGCAGUACCAGCCACCCUCCCUGGCUGCGCUUCCACCUGGGCAUCUCCCGCUGGCAGCUGUACCCCCGUCGUGACCCCAACAUGGCGCCGCUGACCGAGCAGCUCGCCACGCAACGCAUCGUCAGCGCAGUGCAGAAGUCUGGGGGGACGCAACUGAAGCUGGUGAUGUCAUUUCCUAACUAUGGACAAGCCAUGUUCAAGCCCAUGAAGCAGGAGAGAGACGAGGAAACCAACUAUAACCUCUACUACUUCUCUGACUUUGAGAGACAUAAUGCAGAAAUCGCAGCUUUUCACUUGGACAGGAUUUUGGGCUACAGGAGAAUCCCUCCGGUGGUGGGGAGGCUGGUGGACGUGGUCGAGGAGAUCAAACGUGUCACCACCGACCGCAAGGUGGCUCGAACCUUCUUCACUUCCCCUGUGGGUAACGUAUGUUUCUACGGCCAGUGCUCCUACUACUGUUCCACAGAGCACGCCGUCUGCGGUCGGCCCAGAAAGCUGGAGGGCUCCCUGGCUGUCAUGCUGCCCGAUCUCUCCCUGGCGUCCCGCAGGUCCUGGAGAUCCCCUUGGAGACGCUCCUACAGCCGCAGCAAACUGGCAAAGUGGGAGUCAGAGCCAGACUACUGCUCGACGGUGAAAAAGACCCCGCCGUACGACAAAGGCACACGACUGGUGGACUUCAUAGAUCUGGUCAUACUGGACUUCUUGAUGAGUAACAUGGACCGGCACCAUUAUGAAACCUUUGAGAAGUUUGGCAACAACACUUUCCUGCUACACCUGGACAACGGGAGGGCAUUCGGGCGUCACUCCAAAGAUGAGCCUUCUAUCCUCGCUCCUCUAGAACAGUGCUGCAGAAUCCGGCGCACCACCUGGCUACGCCUGCGUCUGCUUUCUCUACCACAGUAUCGUCUCAGUGACGUCAUGAGGGCCUCGCUCUCCCAUGAUCCCCUUCACCGUGUGGCUCCACUGCUGUCAGAGCCCCACCUCGCCGCUCUCGACCGGCGCUUGAAAACUGUGCUGGAGACUGUAAGUCGGUGCCAAGAGAGAGAUGAUGAUGUCAUCUUCGAUGACAUGGCCUCCUUGAAAGACACAGUCACACCUGUUGGGUAGGAAAGUCUGUUAACUUUGUUAUGUUGAUGACGACAUGUCACACUUGCACAUGCAAAAUGUUUUAAGCAGUUACAUUAAUGUCGUUAAAGUUUGAAGGAUUUUGACAGUUUCUUGGCAUAGUUGCAGUUCCAGUAAAACAGGUUGUAUAAAAAGAACAAAACAUGAGAAGGGAACCCUAAAUUGUGAACACUAAACUUCCAGAAAUGUUGGACUCUACAACAUACAUUCUCUGUAAUGUAACGUUGUCCUAGGAAAGGGGCAAAUGGUCCUUCAUGUGAUGGGAAGCAAAAAUGGAAUAGAUUGCUGGUUUAUAGACACUUGCAUCAUUUCCCAGGAAGUACUAUAUUGUAUAUAUUAUAAUUAUUGUCAAGGAUAGAUACAAUAUUAGAUACCGAAGAUGUGUGUAGUAAGGGAGAGGAUUUGUGACUACAUGUGUAAGGUGCAGGUUAUUUCAUCUUAUAACAAACAAUUACAUAUUAGUUUUGUUGUUUUAUUUUGUCGUUCUGUGACAAUAAUACUUCUCCCCAACACUAACACUGACUUUCUAGAGCUGAAUCGAGCUGUUUCAGAAGUGACUUACAGAUAAUGUCAGAUGUGAAUGUUUUAAGUAAAUUCCUCGCUGUAAUGCCCGUCAUGCUAUAAAGUAGAUUUUUUCCAAUGACAAUAUCUCUACUGUGAACAGUAAAAAGUGAAACUCUU
Acanthopagrus latus (yellowfin seabream) is the source of this 2621-nucleotide messenger RNA. RefSeq names its product extracellular serine/threonine protein kinase FAM20C-like. Gene Ontology annotation, cellular component: Golgi apparatus. The coding region runs from base 168 to 1922 and encodes 584 amino acids. The record is from RefSeq and is a predicted model, not a curated record. Gene Ontology annotation, biological process: protein phosphorylation. The transcript has 10 exons. NCBI's taxonomy places the organism in Eukaryota, Metazoa, Chordata, Actinopteri, Spariformes, Sparidae. Gene Ontology annotation, molecular function: phosphotransferase activity, alcohol group as acceptor.